Molecule: messenger RNA, 1354 nt
Organism: Xenia sp. Carnegie-2017
Lineage: Eukaryota; Metazoa; Cnidaria; Anthozoa; Malacalcyonacea; Xeniidae
Product: thrombospondin-1-like
Source: RefSeq, a predicted model, not a curated record
AGAAAUACAAAAAUAUUUCAACGAUUUUUCGUUUUAUUGCUGAAGAAAUCAUUUGUGAGAUGUUAGUAUGCUUGUGCAGUCAAAAAGAAAGCAUUUAGGUGCAUAUCUUAGUAUUUCAUAGUCCGGUAAAAUUCUAAUUACAUUGUUCGUUUGUUGAUAAAAGAUUAAACAAUUAAAUUUAAAAUUUUUCAAUGACCAGUCGACAUUCGACGUGGCCAAUAUUUUGCCCCAAUAAGCAGCAUACUUUGAACAUACGGGUCGUUUUGAACUUUCUCAUUACAGUGUUUAAGCUCUUCCUCGAGUUCGUUCAACUUUCCACCAUUUUACCAAAUGAAGACUGCUAAAAAGCAAGGAAAAGCUGCUCUCUCAAUAUGGUUACUCGUAGCACUAUGUGCAGUGUAUGUUCUUUAUGUUGCUGGAAAGAAAGGCCUUAUAGUUCAUGGUGGUUAUAGUGAAUGGAGUGAAUUCACAGAUUGCUCUGUAAGCUGUGGGGGUGGUAUCAUAACUCGCUAUCGGACCUGCACAAAUCCAGCUCCAAAGUACUUUGGUCGAAAUUGCUCCAUUCUUGGUCUUCCUGUCGAGACAAAAUGUCAAACACAACCUUGUCCAAUAAACGGCGGGUUUAGCGAGUGGGGAGACUAUGGUCCUUGCAGCGUAACAUGUGGGGAUGGAACCAAAACACGUGAGCGCCUAUGUAACAAUCCAUCACCACAAUAUGGCGGAAAAGUGUGCAUUGGUGAAGAAAAAAUGAGUGAAUCAUGUAACCAAGGUCCUUGUCCAGUGAACGGUGGUUACGGCGAGUGGAGCGAUUGGUCUGCCUGUAGUGUGACAUGUAAUAGCGGAGAGAAAACGCGUACACGCAAAUGCGAUAAUCCCUCACCUCAAAAUGGCGGAAAGAACUGCGAGGAGCAGGGAUUAGGGGCUGCUUCGGAGACUGCGAUCUGCGAGGAAGCACCAUGCUCUAACAAUACGACUGAACCGAAUGCUGCAACAAAUCAGUCAACCACAGGUGCCGUGAAUAAUGACAAUUGAGUCUUUUUACACGCAUGCUAACAGAAUGGCAUCAGUAGAUAAGGAAAAACGUUUGCGAUGAAGACAUUUGUGUAUUACACUUAUUUAUUCACUAGUUGCAAAGAGGACCUUUCGGGGUUUUUUUUCGAGCAUGGCCUUCUCCUAAAGUCCUAAUUUACUUUUUCCUGACAAAGUAAGCUUUUUUCUUUCCAGUAAGGAUGUUCUAGUUUAAUGUUUGUUCUCAUAAGAUAUAGUUUAAUCUUUGUUCACUCAAGCUCAUACUAUAAACAUAGAUGCGAUUUUACAAACGAGUUGUGCUUUGAAAUAAAAUCGAGUAAAAUGA